Mangifera indica (mango) is the source of this 1365-nucleotide messenger RNA. RefSeq names its product probable fatty acyl-CoA reductase 4. Bases 1 to 1365 code for a protein of 454 amino acids. The record is from RefSeq and is a predicted model, not a curated record. Gene Ontology annotation, biological process: suberin biosynthetic process; long-chain fatty-acyl-CoA metabolic process. The transcript has 9 exons. Gene Ontology annotation, cellular component: intracellular membrane-bounded organelle. NCBI's taxonomy places the organism in Eukaryota, Viridiplantae, Streptophyta, Magnoliopsida, Sapindales, Anacardiaceae. Gene Ontology annotation, molecular function: alcohol-forming very long-chain fatty acyl-CoA reductase (NADP+) activity.
AUGGCAUCCGUUAGCCCUCUCAACUUUCUGAAAGACAAAACUAUUUUUGUCACUGGUGCCACAGGCUUCCUAGCAAAGGUUUUUGUAGAGAAGAUUCUGAGGACUCAACCAAAUGUUAAAAAGUUGUAUCUUCUUGUGAGAGCACCAGAUCCAGACUUUGCAAUGAAACGAAUUCUGAACGAGUUUGUGGAGACGGAGCUGUUUCGUGUGGUGAGGGAUGAGGUUGGUGCCAAUCUGAAAUCCUUUAUAUCAGAAAAGAUAGUUGCUGUCGCCGGUGAUGUUUCUGAUACCAACUUGGGAGUAAAAGAUUCUAAACUAAUGGAAGAAAUGUGGACAGAAAUUGACUUACUAUUAAAUUUUGCUGCAAUAACCAACUUUGACGAAAGAUACGACUAUGCUUACAAGGUCAACACAAUGGGAGCGUUCAACGUUUUGAACUUUGCAAAGAAUUGCAUUAAAAUAAAUAUGCUUCUCCAUGUAUCAACUGCGUACGUGUGCGGUGAAGCAUCAGGACUCAUACCAGAAAACCCAAUCAACAUUGGUGAAGCUCUGAAAAAUACACGCAAACUGGAUCUUACUAUAGAAAAGGAAUUGAUACAAGAAAAAUUAAAUCAACUUCAAGCUAAAGGAGCUGGCCAAAAUGAGCUUGCCUCAACCAUGACGGAUUUGGGCAUCAACAGGGCGACAUUAUAUGGAUGGCCAAACACAUACGUGUUUACAAAGGCUAUGGGAGAGAUGAUGUUAGGAGAAUACAGAGAGACUAUUCCUCUACUCAUCAUCCGCCCCACCAUGAUAACCAGUACAUUUGCAGAACCAUUUCCUGGAUGGAUCGAAGGUUUGAGAGGCAUCGAUGGGCCAAUUGCGGGUUAUGGUAAAGGGAAAUUGAAAUUCUUGCUCGCUAAUCCCAUGACAAUCGUUGAUAUGAUACCAGCGGACAUGGUGGUGAAUUCAAUUAUCAUGGCUAUGGCGGCAAAUACACAACAACAUUCUCGGAUAAUUUAUCACAUUGGCUCAUCUAGGACAAACCCAAUAAAGAUGACAGACAUUCACAAGUUUGCGAGACAAUAUUUCAUUGAACAUCCAUUGAAAAACAAAGAUGGGAAGCCAAUUAAAGUUCGCAAGUGCAGAUUCUUUAAAACACCAGCGAGUUUUCACGCAUGGAUCGGUAUUAGAUAUGUGAUGCCACUGAAGGUUUGUAUUCCCAAUACCUAUUUCGAUGUCACAAACUCACAAAAUUUGCAAUUGACAAUGGAAGAGAAUGCACAAGAAGCUAAUGCAUUUAACUUCGAUCCAAAAGGCAUUGAUUGGGAAGACUACAUUGUCAACACUCACAUUGCUGGACUUGUAAAAUAUGUUCUCAAGUGA